UAAAGGAAAAACGACCUUCUACUUUUUAUAAUACUUUAUUUUACAAAUUGAAUUGAAAUAGUGAAACUCUAGCAUGCUGAUUGUUACAGUGAUAUUAUAGUGAUAUUGCUUGACAUGGUUGGUUUAUAGUUAUAUCUAUAAAUUUUACUGAAAGCUGGAUCUUUAUUAGCAAAUUAACAAAAUUUACGAUUAGCAAAUUAACGACACGGUUUUGAUGUAAACAGUCGUAGUGAACAUGUUCUGAACAGUUCAGUGCAUAGGUUCAGUCGAUGUUCAGUACUUUUAGUUGUUUUUAGUCGGUUUUUAGUUUUCAGUGUGUUGCAGUGUGACGAAUCAAAAAGCAGCAUUUAAAUAUUAAAAAUUCAUGGAAAUAAUAAAAUGAGGCGAAAAAAGUAAUGAAAACUAGUAUACGAAUACCAGCAUAGAUAGCAAUCAUUAUUUUUAUUAGUAAAUAAUUUGUGAUAUGUGUGAAAUUAUAAUGAAGGUUAUAGUGCAAGAAAAAUGAAAAUUAGUGACCAGCAAUGUUUAUUUAAAUCAUGUCUUUUGGUGAUUAUUAAAGACAAUGCUAAAGUUAAUCAAGAUACAUAUAAAAUUUAUACAUAAUUAGCAAUUUUUAAUAUGAAACGAAACGUGAGGAGUUUUUUCAAGUUCCUAAUACUUGCGGGGGUAACUUCAGCAGUAACUGUGCUAGUAUUUAGAUUUGUCAGGACUCCUAAUUUGGCCGAUAGUUCAGUAGCACAAAUAGUCAAUGAAAGAGGUGGUGGAGCCGUUCCUUUACCCCCAGAAUAUGAAAAUGAUGUAGCUGUAGACAAUACAAAGAUAGACUGGCAUGACUACAAGUUUAUUGCGAAAGAAUCAAAACGUAAAGGUAUUGGUGAACAUGGAAAAAAAGAAGAUAUAUUAUCAUCUGAAUUAAAGAAUUAUGAUAAAUUAUAUGAAGAAAAUGGCUUUAAUGCUGCCCUUAGUGAUAAAAUUGCUUUGGAUAGAUCGCUUCCAGAUAUUAGACAUAAAGGUUGCAAAACUAAGAAGUAUUUGAAAAAUCUUCCAAGAGUGAGUGUCAUUGUUCCAUUUCAUAAUGAACAUUGGUCAACAUUGUUAAGAACAGUUUAUAGCGUUAUUAAUCGAUCCCCACAACAUUUGCUACAUGAAAUAAUCUUAGUUGAUGAUUUCAGUACAAAAGGUAAACUGUUAUUAUUACAUAGUGUAAUAUAGAAGCUUUUAUUUGUAUUAUCUGGGUAUUAUGAUAUACAUUUAAAUAUUCAG
This is a messenger RNA of Agrilus planipennis (emerald ash borer), 1263 nucleotides long. RefSeq names its product polypeptide N-acetylgalactosaminyltransferase-like 6. Gene Ontology annotation, cellular component: Golgi apparatus. The record is from RefSeq and is a predicted model, not a curated record. NCBI's taxonomy places the organism in Eukaryota, Metazoa, Arthropoda, Insecta, Coleoptera, Buprestidae. Bases 619 to 1212 code for a protein of 197 amino acids. The transcript is spliced from 4 exons.